AUGGACGAAGGCAAUGGAGGAAGGCCCGGUGAAACCAGUGACCCCGUUGAUCACUCCCACCUCGACAAAGCCGAUGAUGCUUUCUUGGCCGAAGAAGAUGAAGUUAAAAACAACGGAGUUAAAGAGGAGAAGCCACCACUGUUGGAGGCUACACUUGAUUCUCAACAACCACCACCACGGUCACUGCCACUGUCACCGCGGUCAGUUCAAAAUGCAGGUGCGGUUUCAUUUCCAGGUGCCGGUGGAAUUGAGCAAAAGCAACAAUUUUUUGGUGUUGGUGUAGGAAGUACUUAUUUUUUUUUGGGUAAUUUGCACUGGUGGACAACUGAUACUGACGUUGAAUACGAGCUUUGUAAGUAUGGAGAAGUUAGGGAUUUAAGAUUUUUUCUUUAUGAAGAUUGUGGAAAAUCCCAAGGGUAUUGUAAGGUUGAGUUUUAUGAUCCUUUAGCUGCGGCUGCUUGUAAGAAAGGGUUGAUUGGACAUGAGUUUAAUGGUAGGAUGUGUGUUGUUUCUUCGAUUCCGAUGCCUUUUAUUCAAAUGAGUGAAGCUGCUGAGGCUGUUGAUGGUAUCAACCAAGGUGGAAAUUGGGAUAAUAGAGGUUAUGGAAGAGGUAAUUGGGGAACAGGGAACAAUCUGGGGAUUGGGAGUAGAGGACAUGGUAAUCCGAUGAGGAAUUGGGGCGGUGGAAUGGGUGGUAGACCUAUCAUGAUGGGUUCAAUGGGUAUAACGGGUGGCUAUGCAGGCUUUCCGGGUGGCCUGGUGCCUCCGUUCCCCGGUAAUUUUUCUUCAUGCCCCGGUGUUGGUUUGCAUGGUCUAGCACCUUAUGGUAAUUAUUCCUUCUAUGGAAGAGGGAUGCAUAUGCAUGGUAUGGGGGUGAUUCCGUCGUCAGGUAUGUAUGUUCCUAAUAUGGGAAUGUGGCCGGGCCUAGAUAUGGGAAGAUGGGGUGGUGAUGAACAUGGUGGAGGCAAGGUUGCAGAGUCAGGUUAUGGGGAUGAAGCUGCAUCUGAUCAUAAGUACGAGGAGGUGGAUUGCGAUAGAGGUGAAUUGCCUAAUGCUAUGCGCGAAAAAGAUAGAGGAUCCGAGAGGGAUUUGCCGGGUACUUCUGAAAGAACAUUCAAGGAUGAUAGGGUUCAUGAAAUUGACAGAUGUGUGCCUAGUGAAAAUAAUUCGGACAAAUAUGAUCGUGAUCGCGAGAGAGGUCGGGAUCGUGAUAGGAACAGGGAAGAUAGAGACAAAUAUGGUGAUCAUCAUAGAUUCAAAGACCAGUCUAGAAAAUAUUCACAUAAUGGAAAAAGGAGAUAG
This is a messenger RNA of Vicia villosa (hairy vetch), 1302 nucleotides long. RefSeq lists its product as uncharacterized. Bases 1 to 1302 code for a protein of 433 amino acids. Gene Ontology annotation, molecular function: mRNA binding. NCBI's taxonomy places the organism in Eukaryota, Viridiplantae, Streptophyta, Magnoliopsida, Fabales, Fabaceae. The transcript has a single exon. Gene Ontology annotation, biological process: mRNA alternative polyadenylation. Gene Ontology annotation, cellular component: mRNA cleavage and polyadenylation specificity factor complex. The record is from RefSeq and is a predicted model, not a curated record.